This is a messenger RNA of Aureobasidium uvarum, 786 nucleotides long. The record is from the annotation of a GenBank genome assembly. NCBI's taxonomy places the organism in Eukaryota, Fungi, Ascomycota, Dothideomycetes, Dothideales, Saccotheciaceae.
AUGUCGUCAACUCUGAUUGCCCUCAGCACUCUGCUCGGUUUGACUGCCGCUGUCAUUGACUCGUGUCCAGCGAACUCGCCUAUUUCUUGCCAAACCAGCGGCACCAUCCAGAAUACAUGCUGUACCGAAGUCCAGGGUCAAGUCUUACAGACUCAAUUCUGGGACUCGAGCCCAGCCACUGGGCCGUCUAACAGCUGGACAAUCCAUGGUCUUUGGCCAGAUAAUUGUGAUGGCUCUUACGAGGCCACAUGUGAUAGCUCAAGGGCGUACACCGACAUCGGUUGCAUCCUGCUUGACAAGGGCCAUGGCGAUAUCCUAAGCUACAUGGAGACCUACUGGAAGGACUACCAAGGAGACGAUGAGUCGUUCUGGUACAAGCACGGAACUUGCUAUUCUACCUUGAACCCCGACUGCUAUACCGACUACGAAAAGGAAGACGAGCUUGUCGACUUCCUCAACACCACCAUCACUCUGUUCAAGGAUCUGCCGACUUAUGAGUGGCUGGCUGAUGCCGGUAUCACCCCGAGCUCCAGCAAGACCUACACCAACGCUCAGAUUACGAAUGCACUCCAGUCUCAAUUUGGAGCCACUCCCAUCCUAUCUUGCACCAGCGGCAAGCUCAAUCAGGUCGAAUACGUCUUCAAUGUGCGCGGUAGUGUCGCCAAUGGUCAAUUCAUCGCCGUCAACCCUACCGGCACCAAAGGAAACUGCCCAAAGACUGGCAUCAAGUACUUGCCCAAGGAUCUCAGCACCACACCUGAAGCCAAUGAGGGCAGCUGUUCUUGA